UAGUCCAUACAUAAUUACAUAUACUGGGCCAGAAACCUCCGUCGGCCCAAUUCACUUGCCGGUCAAACCCCGCCGUCAAAGACUUCUCAUUCAGCCGAGCACGGCGGCGACGGGCAGUAACCAGCUCAGUGGGUGGUGCUUUUCCGGCGGGAAUAUAGCGAAGAGAUGGAAAAUGAGAAGAAACUAGAGAGUUUCGUGCUGGUACAUAACAUAGCAAAGAGACACAACGUCGGAACCUUAGCUCGUAGCGCCACCGCGUUCGGCGUCUCGGAGAUGAUACUCGUCGGCCGUAGAGAUUUCAACGCUUUCGGUAGCCACGGCUCCACUUCUCACGUCCGUUUCCGCCACUUCCACUCCCUUGCCGAUGCUAAAACCUUCCUCAAGGAAAGAGAUUGUGAUAUAUGUGGAGUUGAAAUUACAGAAAACGCGGUUGCAGUAAAUGAGCAUCCUUUUAAGAGAAGUACUGCUUUCCUGCUGGGCAAUGAGGGUACUGGACUUUCUGCAAAAGAGUGUGAGAUAUGUGAUUUCUUUGUAUAUAUUCCACAAUAUGGGUGUGGUACUGCUUCAUUGAAUGUGACUGUUGCUGCUUCCAUUGUUCUGCAUCAAUUUGGAGUUUGGGCUGGAUUCUCUGAGAGAACACGUGAAGGGAACAAGUUCAUUGUGGCUGAAAGACCUUUUAAACAGGCAAAGAAAAAUUACUGCAUGGAAUCAUCUGAAUCUGUUGCUGAGGAGCGAAGACUGAAGAGGGAAAAUCUUUCAAAUGGGUUCUUUGAAGAUGCUGGAAAAGAGGAAUCACCUUCAAAUCUUUUAGAUACCUUGUUUGAUGACUAGUGCCAGGGAGAAGAGAAAACUACCGAUAUUAUGCUUCCUUUCAGCCUCAUCCUCAAAGUUGUGCUGAUUUACUUAGAUAGAAACAAAGCAAAUCAAACGGGGAUUUAAGUUAUUGAUGGAAUGAACUGUGGAAGAGUUGGAAUUAGGAACCCUAAGCAGUCGCGCUAACCAGCCACCACCAUGGAGUAGCAUUUUCACAUGAUCUUUGUAUUUGCAAGUUCAGUAAGGGAUUUCAUGUUUAGCAUGUUCAGUCUUCUGUUUGAGAUAUCAAACUGCUAAUACUACAUAAAACUAGAUCAGACAUGGCAUGUGCCAUUGUUUUGUCAAGGAUGAAUCAUGUUUGUUGUACCCUUGACCUCGGUUUUGUCAUUUCUUAAAUAUAAUAAUGUAAUUUCAGACUA
Messenger RNA from Solanum stenotomum, 1232 nucleotides. RefSeq lists its product as uncharacterized. Gene Ontology annotation, molecular function: RNA binding; RNA methyltransferase activity. Gene Ontology annotation, biological process: RNA processing. Lineage: Eukaryota; Viridiplantae; Streptophyta; Magnoliopsida; Solanales; Solanaceae. The record is from RefSeq and is a predicted model, not a curated record. The transcript has 4 exons. The coding region runs from base 166 to 831 and encodes 221 amino acids.